Molecule: messenger RNA, 963 nt
Organism: Candidozyma pseudohaemuli
Lineage: Eukaryota; Fungi; Ascomycota; Pichiomycetes; Serinales; Metschnikowiaceae
Gene: PRS1
Product: ribose phosphate diphosphokinase subunit
Exons: 1
Coding region: 1-963 (320 amino acids)
Biological process (GO): 5-phosphoribose 1-diphosphate biosynthetic process; purine nucleotide biosynthetic process; regulation of cell size
Cellular component (GO): ribose phosphate diphosphokinase complex; cytoplasm
Molecular function (GO): ribose phosphate diphosphokinase activity; magnesium ion binding
Source: RefSeq, a predicted model, not a curated record
AUGUCCAGCAAUUCCAUAAAACUUUUGGCUAGCGAUGUUCACCGCGGACUCGCUGAACUCGUUGCCAGAAGGUUGGGUCUCAAACUUUCUCCCAGUGAGUUGAAGAGAGACCUGAGUGGUGAAGUCACUUUCAGCAUCGGAGAGAGUGUCAGAGAUGAGGACAUCUUCAUUAUCUGUCAAAUCGGCUCAGGUGAGGUUAAUGAUCGUGUUUUGGAGCUUCUUAUAAUGAUCAACGCCUGUAAGACGGCAAGUGCCAGAAGAAUCACCGUCAUUCUCCCUAAUUUCCCUUAUGCCAGACAGGACAGAAAGGACAAGUCUAGAGCUCCUAUCACUGCUAAGCUCAUGGCUGACAUGUUGACCACCGCUGGCUGCAAUCACGUCAUCACCAUGGACUUGCACGCUUCCCAGAUUCAGGGUUUCUUUGACGUGCCUGUUGAUAACUUGUACGCUGAACCUAGUGUGGUGAGAUACAUCAAGGAGAAGGUCAACUACCCCCAGGCUAUUAUCAUCUCCCCAGAUGCUGGAGGAGCCAAGAGAGCUGCUGGUUUGGCUGACACCCUAGACUUGAACUUCGCCUUGAUCCACAAGGAGCGUGCGAGAGCCAACGAGGUGUCCAAAAUGGUGCUCGUCGGUGACGUGAGUGACAAGAUUUGUAUCAUUGUGGACGAUAUGGCCGACACUUGUGGUACCUUGGCCAAGGCUGCUGAGGUGCUUCUAGAGAACAAGGCCAAGGAGGUUAUUGCCAUUGUGACCCACGGCAUUCUCUCAGGUAAUGCCAUCAAGAACAUCAACAACUCGAAACUCAAGGCCAUUGUUUGCACGAAUACAGUGCCUUUUGAGGAUAAGGUGUCUCAGUGCCCUAAGCUAGAUACCAUCGAUGUGAGUGCCGUGUUGGCCGAGGCCAUCAGAAGACUCCACAACGGUGAGAGCAUUUCAUACUUGUUCAAGAACGCCCCAUUAUAG